Molecule: messenger RNA, 1716 nt
Organism: Puntigrus tetrazona (Sumatra barb)
Lineage: Eukaryota; Metazoa; Chordata; Actinopteri; Cypriniformes; Cyprinidae
Exons: 6
Coding region: 509-1117 (202 amino acids)
Biological process (GO): phospholipid biosynthetic process
Cellular component (GO): membrane
Molecular function (GO): phosphotransferase activity, for other substituted phosphate groups
Source: RefSeq, a predicted model, not a curated record
AAUUAUUUGAGGUUUAAUACUUCAGCUUCAACUUAUUGCAGACAGCGGCCGGUGCAACGUUUAUAUUUUUAAUAUGAUGCUUUAAUAAUUUAUUUCGGCUUCAUUUCAGAAAACGUAUAGAUAUCAGUGUUUGGUAUCAGCAGCAAUCGCUGGUUUUGUCUCUUUAAUUUUUUCAGGAAUGCAUAAGUUCUGACAAGGAAUUCGUACACACGCGUUCACCUUUAAUCUUAAUGAAGCCUCACCAAUCGUUGCAUUCUCCCAGACUCUUAUCUUGUAGCGCCCUCCAAUGGCUUCCGGUGUCAUUGCAGCACGAGUGACGCUUUUAAAACUUGUCGCAAAGCCGGAAGAGAGUCCUGUUUAUCUGCCCUGUCAUAAAUGACACGCUUUGAGAAGCGGGGAUAUAAAUGUUUAUGACCAUAAUGGCAUUUUGAUUAGGUACUACUGCCCAUAUGAAGUCAUUUAUAUAAGAUACGUGUUGUUUCUGACAGAAGACGGCGGCGGCUGUGAUAUGGGUUUUCAUGUCUUUUUCUAUAUACCUAAUGUAAUCGGUUAUAUACGGAUUCUUCUUCUUGUCGUUGCCUGGAUUGUGCAUCGGGACCCAGGCAGUUUUGUACCCCUGUAUUUGUUGUCUGUUAUAUUGGAUGGGGUGGAUGGCUGGGCGGCCCGUCGGCUGCAGCAGACGUCCAGGUUCGGAGCGUGGCUGGAUGUGGUCAUUGACAAUGUAGGACGCGGCAUGCUCUGGAACAUGCUUUACGACUGGGGCUGGCUGGUGUCUUCAGUAGAGUGGUGUGUAUUUGUGUGCAACCACAAUGCCAGAGGUGCUCAGUGGAAGAGCUCGUUCGUGGAGAGCCCGUUUUGGGUGCAGGCAGUGAUGGCAAAAGGCUUCAAGACUCCUUUGGGUAUUCUGACGAUAGCAGGGCUCCAUGUUUUACCCGUGUGGCUGUAUGGUUUCCAGUACGAGGUGCUGUCGCAGACUCUCUUUUUCCCAAACUGGCUACAGAUUCUGGGGAUCCUGGUGCUGACAGCGGGGCGAUUACUGGGCUUCGCAGUUGAGAUGUGGUGCAUCGUAACCCAUUUGAGAUUCUUACUGGAUGAAGAGGAAGAAAAGAAGAACUAGCGAAUCUCUAACGGUUCAUUUAGGAUGUAGUAAGGGUUUAGAUUGAAAUUCAUAUUUUAUGAGACUUCUGGUCUAAGAAGCAGCUGAAAAAACACUGCAUCUAUGUUACUGAGCUUGUUGCAUGUAAUUUAUUGAAAACCUAUUUAUAUUUUCUCAAAAACUUAUUUUCCUUAAUACUGCAUUUAAGGAUUCUGGCUGUAUAUGUAUUCCUUAAAUGUAGUUUAUAAGAAAGGAAGCUUUUUGCACUGUGACAGUCACAUUGUAUUUAAAAUGUUCUUUAUGCAGCAAAUGCACUUCAUGUAUUUAUUGUAUGGAGUUUUAUGGUUUCUGCAGUUGACACAGGAAUGUAUGGCAAUGUUAAAGUCAUGAGUCCGAUUUUCAGGAAAUGCAUGAACUGAUAAAAUGCCUAGAAAUGCAAUGUAAGCAUCUGAUAAAUGCAAAAAUGUAAAAAAAAAAAAAAAAAUCUAUAUCUGUGCGAAUAAAAGGCACUGAUUUGAAAUAGAAUUGUUUUGUAAGAUUAUAUUAAGAUGUCUUUACGUUUACUUUUAAUUCAUUUAAUGCAUCCUUGCUGAAUAAAUUUUACUUUAUUAAAAUAAAAA